AUGGUUAAAUCUUCAACGAAAUCAACUUCCAAAAAGCAAAUUAAAUCUCUGGCAACACCAUUGUCAACGAAAAAAGCUUCUAUCAUGUCAUUAUCGACUAAAAGCACACCGAAUUCUACAUUAAACGAACUUUCAACUGUGACUAAAGCAACUUCAACACCAAAAAAUAAAUCGUCAAAAAAAAUAAAUUCAACUUACAUAAAAAAUACUAAGAAAAAUAAAAAUGGUUCAUAUAGAUCUAAUAAUGAUAAACAUAAGUUGAAAGAACCCAACGAAAUGGAAAUUGACAAUAAUGAUUUAUCAGAUGGUUCAAUUGAUUUUGGAAUGACUGAAAUUAAAGUCGAUGGUAGUGAUAUUGAUAGUAUUAUCGAUAAGUAUGAUGAACAUGUUAAAAUAGAUGAGAACGAUAAUAUGGAUAUUGAUCAGAAGAGUGGACGUGACAAUCUGAAUGAGGAAUUAUUAAUUGAUGAGGAAGGCAUGGAAAAUACAUUUAAACGACAAAAAAACCAGGAUCCUGAUUAUAAUGUAAUUAAAUUAGCAUUCCAACGUAAACAUGCAGUUACAAAAAAACUUGAUCCAGUUUAUCAUUUAGGAUUAAAAGAAUUAUGGAACCAAGUCCGAAUAAAAAAUAUUUCUAAAGAAAAAAGAAAUAAGUAUAUGGAUGAAUUAUUUGAAUUAAUCAAAGGUAAAAUACCUGAAAUAUUAUUUAAAAUUGAUACUUCACGUAUCAUACAAUCCGUACUUAAGUAUGGUACAGCAAAACAAAGAAACAUUAUUAUUGACGAGUUGGAAGGAAGAUGGUUAGAAGCUUCAAAAAAUGUCUAUGCUAAAUUUGUUAUUUGUAAAGUUUUAAAGUACUGGUAUAAAAUUAUAUCAGAAUUUAAGGGUAAUAUUUCAAAAUUGAUGCAACAUACAGAGGCUCGUAGCGUAAUUCUAGAAGCUUAUGAAUUACUUAAUGCAAAACAAAGAUCUUCUUUAAUCCAAGAAUUUUAUGGGAAAGAAUUUUCCUUAUUCAAGGAAACACAAGGAUUAAGCAUUGAAGAACUUGUAAAAGAAAAUCCUUCGAAUAAAGAUAGAGUUCUUGAAAACCUUUCAAGAGAAAUAGAGGCAAUAAUGAAAAAGCCAGGGUUAAUUGGAUAUAUUAUACCACAACGUAUUUUGUUGGAUUAUUUUACAUAUGCUAAUGAAAAUAAGAUACGUGAAAAAAUUGCUUUAAUUGGAGAACACGUGCAUGAAUUUUUACAUACGCGAGAAGGGUCUCGUGUAGCAAUGAUGUGUUUUUCUUAUGGUACCGUAAAAGAUAGGAAAACUAUGUUGAAAACCAUGAAAGAUUAUGUCGAAAAGAUAUGUUGUGAAGAAUAUGGACAUUUGGUGUUAUUGAGAGCAUUUGAUGUUGUUGAUGAUACUGUCGCUGUUUCAAAAUAUAUUAUUGAGCAAAUGACCAAGUUGAAUAAAUUAAGGAAUAUUCUUCAAAAUAAAUGGGGUCAUCGUGUAAUUCUAUACUUGUUGGCUCACAGGUCUACUUUAUAUUUUAGCUAUGAUACAUUACGUCUGCUUGCUCUUGGUGAUGACAUACGUACAAUGACAAGCAAAAAAGAUCCUGUUGUACGUGCAAACGAGCUUCGCCAAGCGAUUUCACCUGCUUUAAUUACAUAUGCACAAAACAAUACAUCAUCAAUGUUCCUAUUUACCUUUUCAACUCAAGUCCUCUGCGAAAUAUUGCUACAUGCGGAUGGAAAUUUUGAUCAAAAGACGGCAAUUUUAGAAAAUAUAGCAAGAUUAGCUAAUAAAAAUCCGAAUGAUACAGAGAAUGAUAAUAUUAUGUUAUCUUAUAUUAAUCGUACUCUUAAAGUAUUAGUUCACGGAGGACAUCGGAAACCGCCUAAAUCACUAAAAAUUAAAGAAGGUUCCAAAAUCGAUGUUUCUCAAGUUAUUAAUGAUGAUAAGGAAGAACUACACUUUGGACCGAUUUUAUUUAAUAAUAUUAAAGAAUAUAUUUUAUUCUAUGCAUGUCACCUUUCUGCAUCUUUUGUAGUAUUGGCUUUAUUGGAAAAUAACGAGACUAAUAAGUAUGUUAAGGAAGAAUUAUUGAAAGGUGUAGAACAAAUUAAAAAUGCUGCUCAGCAAGACGAAAAAUCUGGAGCAAAUUUAAUUUUAAAAAAAUUAGGAAUUAAAUUAAUUAAAUCGAAAAAGAUUAAGAAGGGUGGACAAAAAAUUAAAGGGAAAUCUGAAGGAAUUAUUGCUAAGGGUCAUGGAAUUAUGUCUGGUGCUAAUAAGAACAGUGAAAAUAAAGGAAGUGGAAAGGAAAUGGUGAAAGGGAAGGAGAUUAACGGUAGUAAAGUAAAUGAUAUGAAUGAUCGGGUUUCUAAUAAUACAGAAGAUAAUACUACUGUAAACUUCGAUCUUAGUGAUGAUGAAGCUUCUGAAGCUAUUUCUAGCGAUUCUAACAAAGAUUUCGCAAAUGGUAGCGAUGAAGAUGAUGAUUAUAGCGAUCGUGAGAGUUUUCUUAGUGAAAAUGAGGACAGCGAUGCAUUGGUUAUGGAUAAUGAGGGGGACCUCAUCAUGAGGGGGCAACGAAUUAAAAAGAACAAAAAGUUUCAUUUAAAAACGAUGGAUUCAUAUGAAUUUGGAAACAAACCCGAACUUUUAUCGAAUUUUCAUGCAAUCAGAAUCGGUAAAGAUCCUAUUUCAAAGAAAGAGGAGGAGAGGAUUCUGGCAUCCCAAAAAAAAUUUGGAUAUGCAACCAAAUGGAUGUAUGCGGAAGAUGAUGAAUUGCUUCCGGUUUACGGUGAUAGUGAUGAAGAAUUAUAUUAUCUAACGAGUGAUUUUGAGGAAGAAAUUAUGGAAGAAGAGAGAAAAUUAUCUAAGAGAGAGGGUAAAAAAUCUACUCCUUUCAUUUAUGUAGGUUCAGAAGGCAAAAGUUCUCCUUCCAUUAAUGAAAACAUCUCAAGUGAAGAUGAGGAAUCUUUUGAAUUAAAGAAAGGGAAAGAUGGAAUUCCACAAAGCAAAAAACCACAACUUGAGGAUAAAGCUUAUUAUUAUUGGUCAAAAUACUUUCCAAGAAAAUCAAGUACCAAAAAUACUACGCGUUUGGCUACUUUACAAAAGUCCUUGCAACAUUUGAGAAAUGAGCGUCUUCCUCAAUUGGUCGAACAAGUUAAAUCAAAUCUUAAUACAGUAAAAGAGUUAACUUUAGAGAAAUCUUCUGUGAGGCGUGCAUGUGGCGCGUUGGAGACGACUUUGCAUCAGGUUUUCGUAUUUGAAUGGAUAUUAGCUCUCUUAGUUAGGCCCGAAGUUCCACAGAAAUCUGCAAGAACCUCAAAGAAGAAGAAGAUUGUUAAAAAUGAAAACUCAAACGAAGUUACUGAUGACUAUGAAGAGUAUGAUUCGGACUUCAUCGAUGAUUCUGAGCCAGUGGAUACAAAUACUUAUAAUUUGGAAUGGGCAGAAUUAUACAGAAUUCCUAACCUUACUGUUGAAACAAUGAAAUUACCGGAUUUACCCGAGGUUACUAGAGUCAUCUCAAAUGAUGUUGCAUGUGUAAAUUCCGAAAAAUCACGUCAUGAUUCAAGUGAAUCGAAUGCACUUGAAAAAAAUAUAACAUCACCCAAUAAUAUAAAUGUACCACUUGUUAAAGAUGAUAAUAUUAUUAUUUCAAAAGAAUCACCAGAUGUUAAAAUUUCUGAUAGCGAUGAUUCUUCGGAUAAAAAACCGCUUUCAGAAGAAAUAACUUUUGUUCCUAUUGUUGAAAAUUCGUCUAGAAAACCUAAUCCCUCUGAAAUCAUUGUUGUAGAAGAUAGUGAUGUAGAAAUUACGAGUGAUAUGGAAAUAGAUGAUGAUAAAACUGAGUCUUAUCAAGCAAGUGUCAUUAAUAAUCUAGCGCAUUCCGUGUCGAAAGUUAACAUCAUACCGGAUUUUGAUUACAUUGAUGAUGAUGAUGUGUAUGAAGAACCAGUACAAAUGCAUUCUAAAAUUGAUACUACCUUUCUUAAAUAUAAGUGUCAAGAGUUAUAUGAUAAAAUAAUCGCGCUCUCGGAACAAUUAGCUUUCAAUUGUAAUCAGAAGCUUGAAGAUCAGGCGGUCUUAAUACGUAUAUAUGACGAAUUUAGAAGGUAUCUACAUAUGUUAUGUAGAAAAGGAGGAGACAGCGAAGAGGAAUCAGACGACUUGGAUAGAGGAGAAUGCAGUUCUCCUAAAAAAUCUAAACGAAGAAAAAAGGUGAAGGAAUCAAAAACCGUUAUUGAACAACGCAAAGCCAGAAGCAUGCUUGAACAGGAUUAUAGAGCCAGAUUUGAAAUGCAGGCAAAACUCGUCAAUCCUUCUGAAGGAGUUAUAAUUAAUCUUGGCCAUCAUGAAGACGAGGAACACAUUUUUAUACCUGAUAUAGGUAAUAAAUUAAAACCUCAUCAGAUCGAAGGCGUUCGAUUCUUAUGGAAGAAUAUAAUAAUGUUCAAUAAAGGAUGUGUUCUUGCGCAUUCAAUGGGUUUAGUGAUAACGUUUCUAUUUACAUUGGCUUAUCAUAUUCGGGGAUAUAGUAACAAUACAGUUAUACCUGAUCAUCUUAAAAAAUUCCAAAUUUUGAUUCUUUGCCCAAAAAUUGUAGUGGAUAAUUGGGAAAACGAAUUCAAUUACUGGUUAAAAGAUGUGAGUAAGAUUUUCAGCUUUUAUAAAUUUAAUGAUAAUGUUGACCAACGUCAAAAAACCAUCAUUACAUGGUUUGAAAAUGGAGGUGUGCUCUUAGUCGGUUAUGAAAUGUAUAGGCAACUUAUCUGUACAAACUCACCUCAUCAAGGUUUUUAUCGCCAUUGCUUAUUGGAACCUGGCCCGUCUUUAAUAGUUGCAGAUGAAGGUCAUAUACUUAAAACAAAGGAUACAAAAUUGAAUGAAGUUCUUAAGAAUUUAAAAACUCCAAGUCGAAUAAUAUUGACCGGAUCUCCUUUACAAAAUAAUUUGGUUGAAUAUUGGUGUAUGAUCCAAUUUGUAUGCCCUAAUUAUUUGGGAGAGCUUGAGGAUUUCAAAAAGGUUUAUAUGCAACCUAUUCAAAAUGGUUUGUACAAACAAGUCGAGCUCGCAGAAGAAAAGCUUUCGAGAAAAAUGCUUUACGUUCUCGGCAAUAUUAUCGAAGAUAUCGUUCAUAGGAGAAAUCUUGGUAUUUUGGAAAAAGAUCUGCCUACAAAAGUAGAAUAUCUUGUUGCUUGCAGGAUACAAGGCCGUCAGUUAUAUAUAUAUAGUGAAUUAGUCGAUGCAUUAAAUAAGGAAGGUGGUCCCAAUAUACAAUACUCGCAUCUUUUAGGUGUUCUCUGUAAUCAUCCUGCAAUAGUUUUGCCAAAGCUAAGUAAAGAGAAUAAGGUCAAAGAAAAAAUUGUCAUAGAUUUAACAGGUGAUGAUGGUGAAGUAAAUGCAAUAGAUGAUGAUAAUUUGCCAACUACCAUUCGCGAAUCUAUUUAUAAAAUCGUGAGCGAAAUGAAAGAAUUGGAUGAGAUUUAUGAAAGCUGUAAGAUGUUGGUUUUAAUGAAAAUUUUGGAAAAAUGUGAAGCAAAGAAAGACAAAGUACUUAUAUUCUCUAAGAGUAUACCGACUUUAGAUUUCAUCGAAAAAUUGUUAAAAAAAUGGAAGCCCGACAAUGAUUCUCAUUUUAUGAGAAUAGACGGGAAUACGGCUUCCGCUGUAAGUGUCAAUUUAGUAGGAGCCAAUAGGGUUAUUUUGGUUGACGGUGAAUGGAAUCCAAGUCAUGCGGAACAAGCCAUUGGCAGGGCAUAUCGAUAUGGACAGACGAAACCUGUAUAUGUUUACCGUCUAAUAACAUUCGGAACAUACGAACAUAAAGUCUUCAUCAAUUCAGUACAUAAAAUGGGUUUAUCAUUCCGAGUGGUGGAUCAAAAAAAUCCAGAAAGAAAAUUCACUAGAGAAGAUCUAAAUUCAAAGUUUUUAGUCACUCCCGAAGCUAAUAUGCCAACUAAACUACCUGCGCCUGAAUGUAUUAAUUAUGAUGAUGAUGUUUUGGUUAGCGUUGCUUUAGAGCAUCGCCAAAGUAUUAUUGAUAUUCAAAAGGUUUCAUCUUUUUUUAUCGAUGAUUCUCAAGAUCUCAAUGAAGAUGAUAAAAAACAUGCUCAAGAAUUAUUGAUCGAAGAAAAAGCAAAAUUGAGUUUACGAAUCAACUAG
Funneliformis geosporum is the source of this 6162-nucleotide messenger RNA. The record is from the annotation of a GenBank genome assembly. NCBI's taxonomy places the organism in Eukaryota, Fungi, Glomeromycota, Glomeromycetes, Glomerales, Glomeraceae.